AUGUCAUUUACACACGUUGAUCCCCCUGCUGGUACCCGCGGCUAUGAGAUCGAGCGAGCGGCAAUUAAUAUCGUUGCACUAAAAACAGAUAGAAGGGGUGCUUUAUUUUUGACUGAUGAGUCGCUUAUCUAUCACGGUAAUAACUUCAGCUUCCAUGUUCCUCUCCGUGAUAUAACACUCCACGAAGCGUCAGCAGGGAUCUUUGAGUCGCCGUUCAUUAAGUUGACCUUCCAAAUCCCCAGUAAAGAUAUGGCGGGUACGAUCAAGUUCAAUUUCAAGAGUAGAUCCUUUGAUACCUUUGUAUCCGUGUUUCCUGUCAUGUAUGCAAAAGCUCGUCAAGAGGCGCUUCAAGCACCAAAGCCGCCAGCAGCACCGAAUUAUGCUAUGGGUAACGCUGAUACCAUCAGAGAGAGAGAAGCUCCUAAUGCUUUGCCGCCGCCACCAAGUAAUCCACCAAGUAAUGUGCCCCCAUACCCUGGGCUCCCUGCUAACAUAGACACUAUGGAGACACUUAGAAGUUUGACGAAGGUACGACCAUAUUCACAUCUGCAGCAACAGCAACAGCAACAACAGCAGCAAGUGCAGCAGCAACCAUAUGUAACAACUGUCACCGCACUAGAAGCACCAGUAGCAAUAAUUGAACAGGAAAACCGCCCUCUUUUAGAAGAGGACAGCCAGGCCUUCCGUACAGUGUAUGAAUCUACGUGGGGAGUAGUGUACAACAAGGAUUUCGACCCGAAAAAUGCUUCAAAGGAGGAUCAGCUGGGAAUAACACAGUGUCUGCGCCCGGCCAUGGACUAG
Giardia duodenalis is the source of this 801-nucleotide messenger RNA. RefSeq lists its product as uncharacterized. Bases 1 to 801 code for a protein of 266 amino acids. The record is from RefSeq and is a predicted model, not a curated record. The transcript has a single exon. Lineage: Eukaryota; Fornicata; Diplomonadida; Hexamitidae.